UGCAAAAGUACAAUGCAUGAACGCCGCAGACAAACGAGUCAGCUAUGCCAAUAGUUCCUCACUACAAAAAAAAGUAUUAUUGAAGACAAGGCCAUUCCUGGAGGACACCAUGAAAGAGAUGCUGAGCAAGGUUUUACCGGCUACUUGUUGCAUUAAGGUGGCAGAUCUGGGUUGUGCUUCGGGUCCCAACACCUUCUUCCCAACAUACGAAAUUAUGAACACAAUCACUAGGAUUUGUCAACAAGCACACUGGGAAUCACCCGAGCUUCAAGUGUUCCUAAAUGAUCUUCCCCACAACGAUUUCAACACUGUCUUUAGAUCUGUUCCCGCUUUCGAUGGGCGCUGCUUCAUAGCCGGAGUUGCAGGUUCCGUUCAUGAAAGGCUUUUUCCGAGCAACAGCAUUCACUUUAUCCAUUCUUCUUAUUGUCUUCAUUGGCUCUCAAAGGUCCCAAAAGGAGUUGUUGAGAAUAAUAAUGAGAACGUUUACAUAUCGAAGUUAAGUCCUCCUAAUGUAUCUGAUGCUUAUUCGAAGCAAUUUGGAAAUGAUUUCUCGAAAUUUUUACGCUUUCGUUCUGAAGAAAUGAUGGGUGGAGGACGAAUGGUGCUUACCUUGAUCGGUAGGAGCAUUACUGAUCCCACAUGCAAAGACAAUUGUUGCAUAUGGGAGCUUUUAACCAAAUCACUCCUCGACUUAGUAGAAAAGGGAUUGAUACAUAAAUCUGAUGUGGAUUCAUUCUAUAUACCUCUAUAUUACCCCUGUGAAGAAGAAGUGAGGGAAAUCGUCGAAAAGGAAGGAUCUUUCGUUCUUGACAAAAUAAAGAAAUUUGAAGUAAACUGGGAUUUCGAAGACGAUGACUGCAAUGGAAAUUUUAUACGUAAAAGUGGACAAAACGUCGCGGAUAGCAUAAGAGCAAUUACUGAAGCCAUGCUUGUGAUUCAUUUUGGAGAGGCCAUAAUUGAUAAUUUGUUCAUAAGAUAUGCACAACAUGUAAGUGAGCAUUUGUUACGUGAGAAGACGAAGUAUGUUAACAUUGUCCUUAUAAUGACAAUGAAAUAGUCAGUC
This is a messenger RNA of Hibiscus syriacus, 1063 nucleotides long. Its product is annotated as benzoate carboxyl methyltransferase-like. The coding region runs from base 17 to 1057 and encodes 346 amino acids. Gene Ontology annotation, biological process: methylation. Gene Ontology annotation, molecular function: S-adenosylmethionine-dependent methyltransferase activity. The transcript has 4 exons. NCBI's taxonomy places the organism in Eukaryota, Viridiplantae, Streptophyta, Magnoliopsida, Malvales, Malvaceae. The record is from RefSeq and is a predicted model, not a curated record.